GCGGACCCUGCCCUCGGUUCAGGGCCUGUCUUGCCUAGUCAGUGAGUGGCGCUCAGCCACUGGCUGAUGGCGAAGGAAGGUCCGGUUUUGUCCUGAGGCCUUUCAGCGUCUCCCCCGCCCGUGGCCAUCAGGAAAAACCCUGUGCCGUACCUACGGGACAUCUCUUUAGCAGAUACGGGAUUCUGUUGCUGGUCGCUCACACGGUGUGCUUGUGUUCCCACAGAUUCACUGCCAGAGGAGGACUCGGAGGCUACUGGUUCCCCAGGCUCGGUAACUACUGGCCUGGGCUGUUUGUGGUACCCACCAAGGCAGACACCACCCUGCCAGUGGGCCCAAGACCAAGCGGGGAGUGCUCUGAGCACGUCUCGGUUUUUCCAGGUGUUUGUUACCGGAAGCAUCGCGUCACAAAGUAUUUGUCACCAAAAUUAAAAUUGUUCCUAGGAUAACAUCUGUCCGAGGUUUGGCGUUCAUGCCUCCUGACUUUCCUAAGCUCUCUGUGACGCGUAUGUGUCUGGGCAUGGCGUCAUGCGUGGAAGGUUUUGAGCGUGCUGCCUGGGUCUGGCCCUUUGUAGCUUACUUGUCUGCCUCAGUUUCCAGCGUGCAGUGGGGUAGUCACAGCGCAAGUCAGUCCGCACGUCUCAUUGUCCAGGACGGUGUCUGGCACAUAGUUCCUCAGUCAGGCCAGUUUUUAUUGCUACUUUUUACUUUAGAAUUUCGUGUUAAUUUGGAGAAUUUUUACAAUUUGUUUUUUGUCUUUUAAUGAAGGCAGCAGGUACAGAGUUGAUUCUGAUUUUUAAUGGCCAGGUAGUGCCCUUGGCUUAGAUUUAUCAUAGUUCCUCACUUGACGGUCCCACGGGUUGUUCCUGGGUUUUAGUCCUGCUGGUGCUGCAGUGGCCGUCCUCACACGUGUUGGGGCUCACCGUUCCCUGCCAGUGACGAGAGCGCACGAGCCCAUUCUGAGCCUCGAGUUCCAUAGAAACAUUGUGGAAAGUGGAUGGUAUUUAGCUUUUCACGUUUUCCCACCCAAGAUAUAUUUCCAGAUGUUUGUUUCUUUUGUCUCAAGUUGUGGAACAUGCAUAUGCUGGACACAGUCCCACAUCAGGGUGGUCUGCUGGCCCAGGGACCGGAGCGUGAGCUCAGAGGCUCGUUGUGCUGCCCUGGGUCACGAGGUGGGGCAGCGUCUGCAUGCCUCCUUCCUCACCUGCAGUUUCCCACUUGUAACCAGGAAGAGGAGAGGUGGGGUGAGGCCAGCAAUGGUGAGGAUGACCCCAAGGAAAAGACCCUUCCUGAAGACCCAGAGACCUGCCUGCAGUUGAACAUGGUCUACCAGGAGGUCAUCCAGGAGAGGCUGGUGGAGGUCAGCCUCCUGCUGGCCCAGAACCAGGAGCAGCAGGAGGAGAUCAUGUGUGACCUGGCAGGAUCCAAGGGCUCCAAGGUGAAGGACGGCAAGAGCCUGCCCCCGAAUUUGUACAUAGGGCACUUCAUGAAACCCUACUUCAAGGACAGAGUGACCGGAGUGGGGCCUCCUGCCAAUGAAGAGACGCGGGAGAAGGCUGCCCAGGGCAUCAAGGCUUUCGAGGAGCUCCUGGUGACUAAGUGGAAAAACUGGGAAAAGGCCUUGCUCCGAAGAUCAGUGGUGAGCGACCGCCUGCAGCGCCUGCUUCAGCCCAAGUUACUGAAGCUUGAGUACUUGCACCAGAAACGGAGUAGGGUGACGAGUGAGGCAGAGAGGCAGGUCCUGGAGAAGCAGAGCAGGGAGGCGGAGAGGGAAGUCCAGGACAUUCGGCAGCUCCCAGAGGAGGCCUUGCUGGGCAACAGGCUGGACAGUCACGACUGGGAGAAGAUCUCGAACGUUAACUUUGAGGGUGGCCGCAGUGCGGAGGAGAUCCGGAAGUUCUGGCAGAACUUCGAGCACCCGAGCAUAAACAAGCAGGAGUGGAGCGGGCAGGAGGUAGACCAGCUGAAGGCCCUUGCGGCCGAGCAUGGCCAUCUGCAGUGGCAGAAGAUCGCCAAGGAGCUGGGGACCAACCGCAGCGCCUUCCAGUGCCUGCAGAAGUACCAGCAGCACAACAAGGCUCUGAAGCGCAAGGAGUGGACACGGGAGGAGGACCGCCUGCUCACCCAGCUUGUCCAGGAGAUGCGCGUCGGCAGCCACAUCCCCUACCGGAGAAUUGUCUACUACAUGGAAGGGAGAGACUCCAUGCAGCUCAUCUAUCGGUGGACCAAGAGCUUGGACCCCAGCCUGAAGAAGGGGUUCUGGGCCCCAGAGGAAGACGCGAAGUUGCUUCGAGCAGUUGCCAAAUAUGGGGAGCAGGAUUGGUUUAAAAUCCGGGAAGAGGUGCCAGGUAGGAGCGAUGCCCAGUGCCGAGAUCGGUACCUCAGACGGCUGCACUUCAGCUUGAAAAAGGGACGAUGGAACGCAAGUGAAGAGGGGAAGCUGCUUGAGCUGAUCGAGAAGUACGGUGUGGGUCACUGGGCAAAAAUAGCUUCUGAACUACCCCAUCGGACGGGCUCCCAGUGUCUGAGCAAGUGGAAGAUCAUGGUCAGGAAGAAGCAGAGUCGGGGCAGGAGGCGGCGGCGGCGGCCCCUUGGCAGCAUGCGGUGGAGCUCCAGCAGCGGGGACGGCAGCAGCGGGGAUGGCAGCAGCGGGGGCGGCAGCAGCGGGGGCGGCAGCAGUGGGGGCGGCAGCAGUGGGGACUCGGAGCCAGAGGAAGCCCCAGAGGCCAGGGCAGGUGGCCAGGCGCUGCCGUCAGCACAGCACACCGUGCCGGACAUGGACCUGUGGGUGCCUGCCAGGCAGAGCGCCAGUGAGCUGUGCGCAGGGGGAGCCCGGGGCUGGCCAGGACACCGUGCCGCCUCCCCCAGCCCUCCCAGGGCCUCCAGCGAGGCUCAGGACAGCAGAGCUGCUGGCCCCACAGCCUCGGCUCCCGCAGAGGAGGCAGGCCAGACGCACACUCCCUCCGGGACCCACAGCACCAGCGCGAGAGGCAUCGGGCACCCAGGCUCGGCGGACACGCACCUCUCGAGCUCAGAGGAGCUGGCAGACAAGAGUGGGAGCUGUCUGCUGAAGGUGCCACUGGAGACAGUGCUGCAGGUGCUCAGGACCAACACAGCCCGCCGGCGCCAGACGCUGAAGGAGAAACUGAGACACCCGUGCCCACUCAGCCCGUCCCUGGGGGCCAGCCCCAGUGACAGUGGUGUGGCCGGGCCCCAUGCACGGCGGCUGUGGCACAGGACGAUCGGGAACAGGCGGCAGUGGCGAGGACAUGCCCUGCAGAGGAGGCUCAUUGAGCGCCAGCUUCUGGUGGCCAUGAGCCCGUGGGUGGGCGACGUUGUCCUGCCCUGCACCCCCCGGAGGCCUGCCGUCGUGCACACUCGAGCGGAUGGCAUCAGGAAGCAGCUGCAAGACGCCCGGCUGGCCAGCACCCCUGCGUUUACUGUUUUUAUCCAGCUGUUCCAGAUUGACACUGCUGGCUGCAUGGAGGUCGUUCGAGAGAGGAAGGCCCAAACCCCUGCCCUGCUCCAGACUGGCACUCGGGACCCAGUGCCUGGGCUCCUACAGAUGUCUUCAUCGCGGGACUCCCCAGGCCGCAGCUUCCGGAAUCCACCGGCACGAGAAGCUGCAAAGCAGAGCACCAGCCACAAAGGGAGCAGGGGUUUACAGCUCUGCCGUGCCGAGUCCAGUCCACCGGCGCCCCCGCCAGCUCCGGGUGGCCCUCGGCCCAAGCCCAAGACCGUCUCCGAGCUGCUCCGCGAGAAGCGGCUUCGGGAGGCCCGGGCCAGGAAGGCCGCUGCCCCAGGCACCGUGGCUCUCCCACCGCAGCUGCUGCUGUCCUCGCCGCUGAUCCUCCAGCCCCGUCUACCGCAGCCGCCCCCCAGCCCCCCAGCCCCGGGCCCCGCUGCCGCAGACACGGCGCGCUCUGGGCCUGGGAUCCCUGCAGCAGCGGGGCUGAGUACUCCAGGCCAGGACGAGAGGGCUUCGACCCUGCCAGUCUUGGACCGCACCCUGGCCUCCACGGAGGCUGCCCCUGCUGCCUCCAGAGCUCCGGUUCCCAGCCGGGUCCUUGUGAGUGGCCAUCAGGGUGGCCUGGGACAGUCUCCGGCCCCCGCCACGUCCCGGAAGCAGGGCCUGCCUGAGGCACCACUCUUUCUCCCAGCAGCACCCAGCCCCAUUCAGCUGCCUAUGCAGCCCCUCAGCCUGACGCCAGCUCUGGGCAUGCACAAGGGUGGGCCUCACGUGGCGGCCAGCACACCUCUGCCUGUCACCUGGGUGCUCACAGCCCAGGGGCUGCUCCCUGUGCCAGCCGUGGUGGGCCUUCCUGGGGCGGCAGGACCCUCUGAUCCCAAGGGACUGUCCGUGACUCUGCCGUCCUCCCUGCCUGGGAUGCAGCUAGGCCAGGGCCCCAGGCUCCCUGGGCUGAGCCACCCCUGGCAGCCCCCGGCCAACGUGGACACAGACUCAGAUUCUUCCUCCAGGGCAGACCUCUCGACCCUUCCGAAGCUUUGCCAAUCCCAGAGUUCUGUGGAAGUGGGCAGUGACGUGGCCCCUGUCCCUGGGGGACCUUCCUUCCCUGGAGAGGCCCAAGUGGCCAGGGAAAUAGCUGCGCCCAGGAUACCCUCCCAGGCCACACUUCUGGCUGACCACCCUGAAGCAAAACCCCCGUGGUCCAGCCAACCCCCUCUGCAAGCUGGCACUAGCCCUGGGAGUGGCCCAGGAGGGACACCGGGGUCCCCGGGGCCAGGGGGACUCAUGGGACCUCUGGGCCUAGAGAGGCCACCCCUACCCCGGCCUGGGCCUGAGAGGGGUGCCCUGGACCUGGACCUCCUGUCCCAGGAGAGUGAGGCAGCCGUGCGGGAUUGGCUGAGGGGACAGCAGGGGGUGUGCGUGCCCCCACUAGGGAGCAGGCUGCCCUACCAGCCCCCAGCCUUGUGCAGCCUACGGGCCCUGUCUGGACUCCUGCUGCACAAGAAGGCUUUGGAGCAGAGAGCCACCUCCCUCGUGCCCAGUGGGGCAGCCGGAGCCCUGCAGGCCUCGCUGGGACAGGUACGGAGGCGGCUCCAGGACAGCCCGGCCUACCUGCUGCUGAAGGCGCGGUUCCUGGCAGCCUUCACCCUCCCUGCGCUCCUGGCCACGCUGUCUCCCCACGGCGUCCACACCACCCUGUCGGUGGCCACAAGGGCCGAGCCAGAGAGCGAGGACGACCUGGGGGAGUUGGAGCUCACUGAUGGCUGCUCCACAAGUGGUCCUUGGGCAGGGCCGGCAGCCACCAUCCCCAUUCAGGGAGCCCCAGACCCUGGGCAGAGCGCUGACUCUUCCUGCUUGGAUGGUUCUGACAACCUUGACGUGCUGAGAACCCGGCAUGCCUGGCAUGCCCGGAAGAGGAGGCGGCUGGUGUGAGCGCAGGGAGGCAGGAGCCAUGCUGGACCCUGGUGAGCCCACCUGCCCGGAGAGCCCCUCACCGACCCUUCCAGAGAAGGCCAAAGCAACUGGAGACUGGGAGAGGCUCCGCUAGCAGGACUGUGAGGCCAGAGGGGCUUGGCUGGUCCUCAGGCACAAAUUGGGAUGUUUGAAGGAAUAAAGGAAUGGCUUAUUUUUUUUUU
Messenger RNA from Callorhinus ursinus (northern fur seal), 5601 nucleotides. NCBI's taxonomy places the organism in Eukaryota, Metazoa, Chordata, Mammalia, Carnivora, Otariidae. The record is from RefSeq and is a predicted model, not a curated record.